CGAGGGAUGGAACCGACCCCCCGAGGGAUGAACCGACCCCCGCGGCUCACGGUGAAGGGCUGUGGGACACCCGGACCCGCACCGGCUCCGCAGCGGCCGAUCCCCGGCUAUUAAUGAUCCCGGAUUCCCCGGAGCAUCCGCAUGCACCCGGCGGGGGUCUGCGCCGCCUCCUUAGGCUCCUUGGGGCUGUUGCGGUUCCUCGGCGCUCCCUGGUCCUGGAGCCUGGCCGCUACGGUGGGCGUCUGCCUGGGCAGCGGGGGAUGGCGGCUGCUGCGGUUGGUCUUCAGGACGGCUCCGCGGGAUCUCUUCGGCCUCUCAGUGCUCUUACGAGUCAAGUACAAGUUACGGAGGCAUCAAAAAGCCAAAAGCACCAUCCCCAAGAUGUUCCAGGACGUCGUCCGCAGGCACCCCGACAAAGUAGCCCUGAUUUAUGAGGCCACCGGCGAGCAGUGGACCUUCAGGAGGCUGGACGAGUACUCCAACGCCGUGGCCAACUACUUCUACCAGCAAGGCUUCCGGCUGGGGGACGUCAUUGCGAUCUUCAUGGAGAGCCGCCCCGAAUUUGUCGGCCUCUGGUUAGGGAUGGCAAAAAUCGGUAUCGAAGCGGCUCUUAUCAAUUUCAAUUUGCGCUUGGAUUCUCUGGUUUACUGCGUGACGACGUCGGGUGCAAAAGCCGUGAUCUUCGGAGGGGAGCUGUCUUCGGCAAUAUCCGAAGUGAACGGGAUGUUGGGGAAGAACAUGGCAAAGUUCUGCUCCGGCGACUACAACCCGGACGUCGUUCCUGCGGAGACCAGACAUCUUGAUCCUCUUUUGAGUACAACAUCGAAAUCGCCCCCGAUUCAGGUUCCAGUCAAAGGUUUAGAUGAUCGGCUCUUCUAUAUCUACACGUCAGGAACGACGGGAAUGCCCAAAGCCGCCAUCGUGGUGCACAGCAGGUAUUACCGCAUCGCUGCCUUCGGUUACUACGCCUACAAAAUGCGCCCGACGGACGUCCUCUACAACUGCCUCCCGCUCUACCAUUCCGCGGGUAACAUCAUGGGGGUCGGCCAGUGUCUGAUCCACGGCCUCACCGUGGUCAUCAGGAAGAAAUUCUCGGCCAGUCGCUUCUGGGACGACUGCACGAAAUACAGAUGCACGAUUAUUCAGUAUAUCGGGGAAAUCUGCAGGUAUCUUCUGAAUCAGCCGGUCCGAGAGUCCGAAACCCAACACUGCGUACGGCUGGCGGUGGGCAAUGGUUUGAGACCCACCAUAUGGGAGGACUUCACAAAGCGCUUCCGAAUUAAGCAGAUCGGCGAGUUCUACGGAGCCACGGAGUGUAACUGCAGCAUUGCCAACUUGGACGGAAAGGUCGGUGCCUGUGGUUUCAACAGUCGGAUUUUGCCCAACGUUUAUCCCAUCCGUUUGGUGAAGGUGAACGAGGACACGAUGGAGCUGAUCCGGGAUUCCGGGGGGCUGUGUAUCCCCUGCCGCCCAGGAGAGCCGGGAUUGCUCGUCGGUCAGAUAAAUCAACAGGAUCCCCUGCGGCGGUUCGACGGCUACGUCAGCGAGAGUGCCACCAACAAGAAGAUCGCUUACAACGUGCUCCGGAAAGGGGACCAGGCGUACUUGUCAGGAGAUGUGUUGGUGAUGGACGAACUCGGUUACAUGUACUUCAAAGAUCGCAGCGGGGACACCUUCCGAUGGCGAGGAGAGAACGUCUCUACCACCGAGGUGGAGGGAACGCUGAGUCACAUCCUCAACCAGACGGACGUCGCAGUGUACGGAGUGGAAGUACCAGGGGUGGAGGGCAAAGCCGGGAUGGCGGCGAUCGCCGAUCCCAAAGCGAAAGUCAACCCCAACGUCCUGUACCAGGAGCUGCAGAAGGUGCUGCCUUCCUACGCCCGGCCCGUCUUUCUCCGGCUCCUGCCCCAGGUCGACACCACAGGUACGUUUAAGAUUCAGAAAACCCGCUUGCAGAGAGAAGGAUUCGACCCCCACCAAACCUCAGACCGGUUGUAUUUUCUGGAUCUAAAAUUGGGAAAAUACGUUCCUUUGGAAGAAUGCCUUUAUGAAAGGAUUUGUUCUGGAAAAGCCGCUUUAUGAUCAAAUCGGCUUCAGCUUUUUCGAGGAAAACGAUGACUAAUCGGGCCAGGCCGCUGGCGGGAAGCGAUGGAUUCCUGCCUGGUGAACGGGAAGCGCCGGGCGCAAUGGCGUCUCCCUGCCCUGAAGCACAUUAACCCCUGAUGUCCCGUUAACCUGCCCUGACGCCUCUAGAGAGUAUUUUUGUAACCACUACGUGCUAGGGAGGAGUGCCAUGGUUGUAUUUAUUUACGGAGACGCGAGCUUCUCUCUGCUCCAUCUCCCAACUUAACCCAGUUAGAUGAUUUUUUUUUUUUUUCCUCUUUAACCUCGCUUGUGUUAGGUGACGUUUUUAACCCCCUUAGGGCUGGGGAUGUGAGGACAUUAAAAAAAAAAAAAAAUAGA
This is a messenger RNA of Grus americana (Whooping crane), 2463 nucleotides long. It is a transcript of the gene SLC27A1, whose product is annotated as solute carrier family 27 member 1. Bases 142 to 2082 code for a protein of 646 amino acids. Gene Ontology annotation, molecular function: long-chain fatty acid transmembrane transporter activity; long-chain fatty acid-CoA ligase activity; fatty acid transmembrane transporter activity. Gene Ontology annotation, biological process: phosphatidylethanolamine biosynthetic process; adiponectin-activated signaling pathway; phosphatidic acid biosynthetic process. The transcript has 13 exons. Gene Ontology annotation, cellular component: mitochondrial inner membrane; plasma membrane. The record is from RefSeq and is a predicted model, not a curated record. Lineage: Eukaryota; Metazoa; Chordata; Aves; Gruiformes; Gruidae.